This is a messenger RNA of Candida tropicalis MYA-3404, 576 nucleotides long. It is a transcript of the gene COI1, whose product is annotated as Coi1p. Bases 1 to 576 code for a protein of 191 amino acids. Lineage: Eukaryota; Fungi; Ascomycota; Pichiomycetes; Serinales; Debaryomycetaceae. The transcript has a single exon. The record is from RefSeq and is a predicted model, not a curated record.
AUGGUUUCUUUCAAGUCUUUAAUCACCUUGGCUAUUGCUGCCACCUCUGUUUCUGCUUUCAACUUGUUACAUGAUGAAGAAGGUUACGCAAUCUUACCUCCAACUGAACUUGUUUUGGACAAAUUAAAGGAAGUUGGUAAAAAAGAAAUCACCACUCAUUACGAUGUUGUUAACACUAUCCUGGAUGAUGGUGAAAUUGUUGCUGUUAAUGUCCACAACCAUGAUGUUAAGAGAUCUGGUAAAUUCAAGAGAGAUUAUGACAACUCUGUUUACUACCAAUACAACAAAAAACAAUUGUUUAUUAGAACUAUUGAAGAUGGUUCUUUGACUCAAUGUUUGAACAAAGAAUUCGAAGCUGAAACCAGUCAAUGUGGUUUUGACUUCAUUGAAUAUAAUGAUGCCACUAGUUGCUCUUCUGAAGCCACUAAAUACAGUUGUCUUUUGGAUGUCAUGAAACAACAAGAUGCUACCUUGAAGUUGAAAGAUAUGGAUGACGUUCCAGCUCAAGUCAGAUGUUACCACAAAUUAAGUGACGCUAGUGCUAAAGAAGUCGUCAACGGUGCUUGUGCUAAAUAA